AUGAAUGGCACUUAUCUUCAACAAACAGUCGAAAAUGUGAUCGCAAAUGAAGCUGGUAAACAAUUAAUGACAGAAGCAGUUUAUUUAUUUGGUGUGAUGUUGAUUAUUCUCGACUUGAAAUAUGAUGCAGCAGCUCGCGAACGAAUGAUUGUUUCUUAUUUUCGAUACAGUGGCAAACGAAAUGCUCUCGAUAGUAACAUAGACGAAGUUGGAAAACUUUUAGCAAGGAACGACGGGUUUUCUCUGCAACCGUAUCGUCGUCCACCUGGUUAUCCAGAAAAUUAUUUCAAACGAAUUGGAUUUCGCGAAGACAUUAUUGGUAUGAUUAUUGGUCGUUUGCGUUCAGAUGAUAUUUAUAAUCAGAAAAAAGCGUACACAGAAUUAGAACAUCAAACAACAGCGUUUGCAACGCAAGCAGCCAUGAUUUACGUUUUACUUUAUUUUUACCCCGAUAUAUUACACAAUAAACCAGCUGUAAUGCGUGAAAUUGUCGAUAAACAUUUUGCUGAUAAUUGGGUAAUCAAUUUGUAUAUGGGUAUAACGGUGAAUUUGAUUGAUGCAUGGGAUCAAUAUAAGGCAGCCAAAGCGGCUCUCAAUAACACACUUGAUAUACAAGCGGUUAAAAACAGAGCACAAAUAGUUUAUUCGAGUAUUGGAAAACUAAAUACACAAGUGGAACAGUACUUGACAGAAGGUGUUCUUAUUGAAGAUUAUGUGCUUAAAAACAUCUCACAAUUACUUCGGUUUAUGAAGGAAUGCAAUAUUUGUCUUCGAUGGAUCAUAUUACACACCAGUGAACUACCAAUAGGUGCUGAUACGAAUAAACGUUGUAAACAAAUGUUGAAUUUAACGAUAAGUGAAGCACAUUAUAAUCCUGCUGAAGUAUUUCAAUUACUUUUGAACACAGCUCAGUUUGAGUUCAAUUUAAAAGAAAUUGUCAGUCAAUUGCUUGUAGAAAAAUAUGAUCGAUGGAAUGCAAACAAACGAGAAGCAAUUGAACGUUUACUAGAAUUAGCGGAUGUAUUUUCUGGGGCCAAACCAUUGACACGUGUCGAGAAAAAUGAUAAUCUUCAAGCGUGGUUUCGAAAUGUGGCAAAAAAGAUUGAAACAUUAGAUUUUGAUGAUUGGACAAGUGCAGGGCGACAAACAAAUCAAAUAAUGACAGCUUUAGAUGAAGUUCAGCAAUUUCACGAAUUAGACACGAAUAUGCAAGUAAAACAAUUUCUAAAUGAUAAUAAACGCUUAUUAAGUACAAUGAUAUUAUUGAAUAAUGUACAAGAAUCAACACUUUCAAUCAUGGAACUUGUUGCCGAUUUAUCCUAUGCAUGGAUCAUUAUUGACAGCUUUACAUUAGUAAUGCAGCAAGGUAUCAAGCGAAAUCCAUCGUUGGUGACAAAAUUACGUGCUACUUUUCUAAAGCUUUCUUCUGCCCUUGACCUUCCUCUUGUUCGAAUAAAUCAAGUUGGUAGCAAAGAUCUGAUGACCGUGUCGCAGUAUUAUUCUGGUGAAUUGGUUGCAUACGUGCGAAAAGUUUUACAAAUCAUUCCUGAAACAAUGUUUACUAUGUUGGCUAAAAUUAUUCAGUUACAAACGAAUACACUCAAAGAAUUACCUCUUCGUGCAGAAAAAGAUAAGCUACGUGAAUAUGCUCAAUUAGAUGAACGUUAUCAAGUGGCUAAACUGACACACGACAUAUCUGUAUUCACUGAAGGCAUGUUGAUGAUGAAAACAACAUUAGUUGGCAUAGUCAAACUUGAUCCAAAACGUGUGCUUGAAGACGGCAUUCGCAAAGAGUUAGUCAAACAAGUAGCAACAGCUCUUCACAACGGUUUAACCUUCAAUCCACGUGCUAAGGGAAGUGAAUUGAUUGCCAAACUGGACGCUCUUGGUAUACAAAUGGAAGGUUUUCGUCGUUCGUUUGAGUAUGUUCAAGAUUAUGUUAGUAUAUAUGGCCUAAAAAUUUGGCAAGAAGAAGUUUCAAGAAUAAUCAAUUAUAAUGUUGAACAAGAAUCAAAUAGCUUUUUAAAACAAAAGGUGUAUGAUUUUCAAAGUUCAUUCCAAAAUCGACACAUUCCUAUACCGCGCAUUGCCCCGCUAGGAGAUGGUUCUGUAAAUUUCAUGGGUCGUCUUUGUCGAGAAAUUCUUCGCGUUACCGAUCCGAAGCAAACAUAUUAUGCUGAACAACGUAAUACAUGGUAUGACUGGCGAACAAAACAGCCCAUUGUCGACAUUUUAUUAUUUCGUAAAAUUCACCGAGCUGUUGGCUCAUUCGGCCUGAAUGGACUUGAUCGCUUGCUAUCAUUUAUGAUUGUUAAAGAAUUACAAGUGUUAACUGACACAAUCCAAAGUGUAUUUACUCAACGUGAGUCAGCUGACAUGCUUGAUUCAUUCCAGCGACAGUUAAUGCCUAUUGAUAGUCUCAUUAGUAAGUAA
Didymodactylos carnosus is the source of this 2433-nucleotide messenger RNA. The record is from the annotation of a GenBank genome assembly. Lineage: Eukaryota; Metazoa; Rotifera; Eurotatoria; Philodinida; Philodinidae.